Molecule: messenger RNA, 3115 nt
Organism: Zalophus californianus (California sea lion)
Lineage: Eukaryota; Metazoa; Chordata; Mammalia; Carnivora; Otariidae
Gene: PNISR
Product: PNN interacting serine and arginine rich protein
Exons: 13
Coding region: 359-2803 (814 amino acids)
Cellular component (GO): nuclear speck; presynaptic active zone
Molecular function (GO): RNA binding
Source: RefSeq, a predicted model, not a curated record
GUUCGUGAAGAAGUAGAAGCAUCGAAAGGUUUGGAGAGGUAUUGCAGGAACGGUGGCGACAACGGUGUUCCGGAACCAGACUGGGUAAGUGGUGGAGAACAGUUACGCGUGGGGACUUCGCAGGCCAUUACAGCCUUCUUGGUUUCUGUGGCGAAGCUAGCAUAACUUAAACACGUAGGCUGCGUACGCUGCUUGGCGCGACCGCUGGAACCUCAUCUCCUUAAAGCGGCGGGGUCCGCCCGACUUGGGCAUAAGUAAUCUUGCUGCUAUGCUUCCAAGCUGUAGUCUGAAUCAACCUAAAUUUUAAACAGAAGGUGAACCUCUGAGGUAGAAAAUCAAAUAUAUUUUAAAAGGCAGGAUGUGGGAUCAAGGAGGACAGCCUUGGCAGCAAUGGCCCUUGAACCAGCAACAGUGGAUGCAGUCAUUCCAGCACCAGCAGGAUCCAAGCCAGAUUGACUGGGCUGCAUUGGCUCAAGCUUGGAUUGCCCAAAGAGAAGCUUCAGGGCAGCAAAGUAUGGUAGAACAACCGCCAGGAAUGAUGCCAAAUGGACAAGAUAUGUCUACAAUGGAAUCUGGUCCAAACAAUCAUGGGAAUUUUCAAGGGGAUUCAAACUUUAACAGAAUGUGGCAACCAGAAUGGGGAAUGCAUCAGCAGCCCCCACACCCCCCUCCAGAUCAGCCAUGGAUGCCACCAACACCAGGCCCAAUGGACAUUGUUCCUCCUUCCGAAGACAGCAACAGUCAGGACAGUGGGGAAUUUGCCCCUGACAACAGGCAUAUAUUUAACCAGAACAAUCACAACUUUGGUGGACCACCCGAUAAUUUUGCAGUGGGGCCAGUGAACCAGUUUGACUAUCAGCAUGGGGCUGCUUUUGGUCCACCGCAAGGUGGAUUUCAUCCUCCUUAUUGGCAACCAGGACCUCCAGGACCUCCAGCACCUCCCCAGAAUCGAAGAGAAAGGCCAUCAUCAUUCAGGGAUCGGCAGAGAUCACCUAUUGCACUUCCUGUGAAGCAGGAGCCUCCACAAAUUGAUGCAGUAAAACGCAGGACUCUUCCAGCUUGGAUUCGAGAAGGUCUUGAAAAAAUGGAACGGGAAAAGCAGAAGAAGUUGGAGAAAGAAAGAAUGGAGCAACAACGUUCACAAUUGUCCAAAAAAGAAAAGAAGGCCACAGAAGAUGCUGAAGGAGGAGAUGGCCCUCGUUUACCUCAGAGAAGUAAAUUUGAUAGUGAUGAGGAAGAUGAAGACACUGAAAAUGUUGAGGCUGCUAGUAGUGGAAAGGUCACCAGAAGUCCAUCUCCAGUUCCUCAAGAAGAGCAAAGCGAACCAGAGAUGACUGAAGAAGAGAAAGAGUAUCAAAUGAUGUUGCUGACAAAAAUGCUUCUGACCGAAAUUCUACUAGAUGUCACAGAUGAAGAAAUUUAUUAUGUAGCCAAAGAUGCACACCGGAAAGCAACGAAAGCUCCUGCAAAACAGCUGGCACAGUCCAGUGCACUGGCUUCCCUUACUGGACUCGGUGGACUGGGUGGUUAUGGAUCAGGAGACAGUGAAGAUGAGAGGAGUGACAGAGGCUCUGAGUCAUCUGACACUGAUGAUGAGGAAUUACGGCACCGAAUCCGGCAAAAACAGGAAGCUUUUUGGAGAAAAGAAAAAGAACAGCAGCUGUUACAUGAUAAACAGAUGGAAGAAGAAAAGCAACAAACAGAAAGGGUUACAAAAGAGAUGAAUGAAUUUAUCCAUAAAGAGCAAAAUAGUUUAUCACUACUAGAAGCAAGAGAAGCAGACGGUGAUGUGGUUAAUGAAAAGAAAAGAACUCCAAAUGAAACUACGUCAGUUUUAGAACCAAAAAAAGAGCAUAAAGAAAAAGAGAAACAAGGAAGGAGUAGAUCAGGAAGUUCUAGUAGUGGUAGUUCCAGUAGCAACAGCAGAACUAGUAGUACUAGUAGUACUGUCUCUAGCUCUUCAUACAGUUCUAGCUCAGGUAGUAGUCGUAGUUCUUCUCGAUCUUCUUCUCCUAAAAGGAAAAAAAGACAUAGUAGGAGUAGAUCUCCAACAAUUAAAGCUAGACGGAGUAGAAGUAGAAGUUACUCUCGCAGAAUUAAAAUAGAGAGCAAUAGGGCUAGAGUAAAGAUUAGAGAUAGGAGGAGAUCUAAUAGAAAUAGCAUUGAAAGAGAAAGACGAAGAAAUCGGAGUCCUUCUCGAGAGAGACGUAGAAGUAGAAGUCGCUCAAGAGAUAGGCGAACCAAUCGGUCCAGUCGCAGUAGGAGUCGAGAUAGGCGUAAAAUUGAUGAUCAACGUGGAAAUCUUAGUGGGAGCAGUCAUAAGCAUAAAGGUGAGGCUAAAGAACAAGAGAGAAAAAAGGAGAGGAGCCGAAGUAUAGAUAAAGAUAGGAAAAAGAAAGACAAAGAAAGGGAACGUGAACAGGAUAAAAGAAAAGAGAAACAAAAAAGGGAAGAAAAAGAUUUUAAGUUCAGUAGUCAGGAUGAUAGGUUAAAAAGGAAACGAGAAAGUGAAAGAACAUUCUCUAGGAGUGGUUCUAUAUCUGUUAAAAUUAUCAGACAUGAUUCUAGACAGGAUAGUAAGAAAAGUACUACCAAAGAUAGCAAAAAACAUUCAGGCUCUGAUUCUAGUGGAAGGAGCAGUUCUGAAUCUCCAGGAAGUAGCAAAGAAAAGAAGGCUAAGAAGCCUAAACAUAGUCGAUCGCGAUCCAUGGAGAAAUCUCAAAGGUCUGGUAAGAAGGCAAGCCGCAAACACAAGUCUAAGUCCCGAUCAAGAUCAACAACCCCUCCCCGUCGUAAACGCUGAGGAAUGAUGUGGCAAGAAUGCCAUGAUGUUUAAAAAAAUUCCAUGAGUUUUAAGGGCUUGUCUCAUUAUAGAGGCACAUUGUGGCUGUGUAGGUGAAACCAGAAUCUUUUUUUUUUUUAAUCUGUAAAUAGGUGUACUUUUUCCAAAUGCUGCUCCAAGUUACUUAAUAGGAUUUCUUUGUAUUACAUUUUUUUCAAAAAAUAGUGCUUAAUAAGACUAUAAACAUGCCAUUCUCUUUCAGCUGUAAUGUUCUUAAAAUUAUUCUUGAAUGUACUGUGAUGUCAAUAAAGCUCUUCAGUUCAUUUUUGUUAA